Molecule: messenger RNA, 807 nt
Organism: Prunus armeniaca (apricot)
Lineage: Eukaryota; Viridiplantae; Streptophyta; Magnoliopsida; Rosales; Rosaceae
Source: the annotation of a GenBank genome assembly
AUGCUGCACAGGGAAGGAAGGCAAGGAGAGCGUUCCUUCAGGGUUGAGGUGGAUCUGCUAAGCCGAUUGCACUCUCCAUACUUGGUGGAGCUGCUUGGUUAUUGUGCUGACCAGCACCAUAGGCUCCUCAUAUUUGAAUGCAUGCCUAAUGGUACUCUGCAACACCAUCUACAUUCCACAAACAAACAUCAGCCGUUGGAUUGGGGGACCCGAUUGAGGAUAGCUCUUGAUUGUGCUAAGGCCCUUGAGUUCCUCCAUGAGCAUGCCAUCCCUUCUGUUAUACACCGGGACUUCAAGUGCACCAAUGUUCUGUUAGAUCAAAAUUUUCAUGCCAAGGUAUCUGAUUUUGGAUUGGCCAAGAUGGGUUCUGAAAAAAUCAACGGUCAGAUUUCGACGCGUGUGCUGGGGACCACAGGAUAUCUGGCACCAGAGUAUGCCUCAACAGGAAAGCUUACUACAAAAUCAGACGUAUACAGCUACGGGGUGGUUCUUUUAGAGCUCUUAACAGGGCGUGUGCCGGUAGACACCAAACGGCCUCCCGGAGAGCAUGUCCUUGUCGCAUGGGUUCUUCCAAGGUUAACUAACAGAGAAAAGGUAUUGGAAAUGGUUGACCCAGCUCUACAGGGGCAAUUCUCAAAGAGGGAUCUAAUUCAGAUGGCAGCUAUUGCAGCAAUGUGCGUGCAGCCAGAAGCUGAAUAUCGGCCUCUAAUGACCGAUGUUGUGCCUUCUCUAAUUCCUCUGGUUAAAAACUCCUGCUCUUCUGGUUCCUCUAGAUUUCAGAAUCAUAUGACAAGUCCAAGGUAUUAG